UUUGUCAAUUCGAGUUCAGUUCCGUCCGGGUGAGCAUCUGCAAAAAGAAGGCCUCCGCGAGUGAUUUCGAAACAAUAACGAAAACCAUAGUACGAGGAUACGUGUGCAGUAUCCUUUCGACGUUUGUUCGUUUCCGUCCAGCAGUGUCCAGUGACCAGAUAAAACGCAGACAAACAGCAACAGUAUGAAGUUCGUUAUCGGUGUGUUAAGUCUGUGCGCGUUCGUCGCCGCACAGGAUAAUUUCAAGGAGUGUCUGGACAAGGAUUCGAUCUCCUGCAUGCAGAUGAUGUUUUACCGCAAGGCGCGAGACUUCUUCGACCAGCCCCAGAUUGGCGUCGCCGGGGGACUCUCGUUCGUGAAGGCCGCCGGUCGUGAAUCACGCUCGUUCAACGCCGACAGUGCCGUGGUGGAGUCCGCCAACGACGUGGAAACACGCGAGGAAGCGCUGGAAAACUAUGUGUUCGAACGGACGAAAAACUUCUUCCAGGAACGUUCGUUGAACCUGGACAUGGCUAGCGCCGCCCGUGGCCUAUCGACCGUCAUUCCUGACGACGUCAAGUCGUCGAUGCGUGCCCUCGUCUCGGAGGCCCGUGGCAAGAAGAAGAUCCUGAAGUCGCUGCUGCCCAUUCUCGGUCUCGUCAAGCUGAAGGUCGUCGGUUUGGCUAUCCUGGCCCUGGUCGGUAUCGCCCUGAUCGCCAAGAAGGCCCUGAUCGUGUCCGUGAUAGCUCUGAUCCUGUCGAAGUUCCUGUUCCUGAAGAAGUUGCUGUCCGGCAAGAAGGAGGAAUCGCACGCCUACCACGCUUCGUCCGGAGGCUGGGGUGAAUCCAGUGGAUACGGCGAUUACGGUUCCCACAGCCAACCUGCCCACUCUAUCGCAUACGCUGGCCACAAGCCGGUCCGGAAAUAAGUCACCCCACAGCUGGCCACCGGUAGCGGCCAUCCCGCCAUCGAGAAAUCCCAUUCACCCGCGAAAAAUCACGCCGGAAAAGCAAAGAGAACGAGACAAAUUAAUUUAUGAAAUUAUUUAUUACCAAGAAUUUGUUUGAGCGAUUAAUUUAUUGUUAGCGUUAUGAGACCUCUUCUCAAUAUGUUGAGAUUUUUUUUUGUUGUUUCUUUUGUUUUCUUGUCUAGGAUCUUUUUCUCUUGUCUUUUCAACACUUCAUCAUCUGCAUUCGGACUUAUAUCACUACUGGACGGUUUCUCGUUUUUUAGAGGAACCCGCCCCCAAAUCUACGUCUACUUUUUACACAUUCUAGUCUAUAUUUUAUCUACCAAGGCUGAUUAAGGUAAUUUGAUCAGUGUCAGAUGAACUGAAAAUAGAAAUAAUUUUACUACUUAACGAGCCCAUCUAUCCCGGACUUUUUCACAACCUAGUCCACACUCACGCCGAUUAUGUUUUCUGCUUAAAUUUCCCGUUGCUCUCAUUACACUUUUCCGCAAUUCAUCGGCGUGGCGCAACUUUUUUUUCCCGCUAUCUAUACUUUCCCCGUCACUAAUCCUAUCUCGAUCUAAAUCUUUUACACGCUCCCACCGGAGCUAUCCUUUACAUCAGCUAUCCAUUUCACCGCCGCUGGCAUCCGUAGGAUUUGCAAGCAAAGCUUUCGCUAAUGGCUUAAUUCUUCUCCCUAAUCAGUCUCAGGCGGCUCUAGAAAAGUGUGUGUAGGUAGUGUUUUUCUUCUCCGGAACAAUCUUCCCAAAAUAGCGCCACUUUCGCUAGCAGCAACGUCUCAUUUUCACUCUGCGACUUUGUUUAUUUUUUCUCCACUUCAAUUGACACAUUCCUCACAUAUAAUCACUCACAAACACGCACUCGGUGAUUGUUGUUUCACACAUCUAACACUUUGUUUUCGCUCCACUCGAGAAAAAGGAAAUAAAAACGAAAAUAAGCGUAGAAUACUUAUGAAAAUCACGUGUAAAUAAAAUAGAAAGAAAUAAUAAUAAAAUAAAAAUAAUACAAGAAAUAAUUUGCA
Toxorhynchites rutilus septentrionalis is the source of this 1970-nucleotide messenger RNA. RefSeq lists its product as uncharacterized. The transcript is spliced from 2 exons. The record is from RefSeq and is a predicted model, not a curated record. Bases 185 to 907 code for a protein of 240 amino acids. Lineage: Eukaryota; Metazoa; Arthropoda; Insecta; Diptera; Culicidae.